This is a messenger RNA of Nasonia vitripennis (jewel wasp), 2438 nucleotides long. RefSeq names its product nicotinamidase (gene Naam). The record is from RefSeq and is a predicted model, not a curated record. The coding region runs from base 755 to 1774 and encodes 339 amino acids. The transcript is spliced from 3 exons. Lineage: Eukaryota; Metazoa; Arthropoda; Insecta; Hymenoptera; Pteromalidae. Gene Ontology annotation, molecular function: calcium ion binding.
CGUUGCCUCAAAUUCUUUCGUUCGAAUGUUUCCAAAAGUAUGUCGGUUAUCCUACGAAAAUACUUUCGUUUCUUCCUCGAAAGACAGAUUGUUACGAAAUCGUUGCGCGAAUUUCCGGCUAAGAAAACAGCGUUUCACUUCUGCACGCGAAUCUGACGUCGACACGAUGAAAUGAAAUAAUUCUCUUUUUUAAUCCACAAAAUCACGAUUUUUUUCGAAGAGGCGCAUCAAGACGGUUGACGUCAAGGUCACAGUCAAUCCCCCUGUAUAAAAAGUCCAUUUCCAGCACCCCUCGCAUCCGAAAGUCAAUGGGCUAUGAAAGGGGCCGACGAUCGUGUCGAGCUAAAUUUAAAAGCCAGCCAUUACAUUAUAGCUUCGAUGACGCGCCUCUCUGUACAGCCUGAGCUUAUUCGGGCUACACACGCUUGCCUCCUAAAAAAAGGAAAUCAAAGCGUGCGCGCGAUUACAGCCAUCGCGCGAUAUUAUAGCCUGUGCUCCUCGUGAAUGACGUAUUUCAAAGUUGCGAGCCCAUCGUGGCUGUCGUAAUUCGCGUUGAGUGACGAGGAGCUAUAUGUAUAGCACAUGCAGGACGCGAUAGACAGAUAGACAGACAGACGGAAGGCUAUUGCGAGAGAGGGUGAGUGCGAGAGGGGUAUAAUAUCGAUCAAACUGGCACCUUAGCAGCACCAGAGCGGCGAGAGCGCACGACUCUGGCGGAAGACCGCGAGAAGGCCGCGCGGAAACAUCGGCAGUCAUGGACGCGUGUUUCGCCGCAUUCGACAAGGAUCAGGACGGCUUCCUGUCGAUCGUCGAGUUCGAGCUUAUUUGCAAGGCGCUCUUCAGAAACGACCGGGGCAAGGUUUACGCCCUCGAGGAAGACCGGCUGAGGGACAUCUUCGGGGUAUUCGAUACAGAUGGUAAUGGGCUGAUCGACAGGAAGGAAUUCGAGAUAUGCUGGAACCGAUGGAUCAAGGUGUGCACGAGACCGAAGAGCGCCUUCCUCGUCGUCGACGUGCAAAACGACUUUAUUUCCGGCUCGCUGAAUAUAAAAAAGUGUGCCGCACGCCACGACGGCUCGGAAGUUAUCGAACCCAUAAACAAACUUCUGGACACGGUGCCGUUCGACGCGGUAUUUUACUCCCUCGACUGGCAUCCCGUGGAUCACGUGUCCUUCAUCGAUAAUCUGCAUUUACGAGAGCUCGACGAAUCGAGCGGCAUCCGCAAGGACGAGGCCCGAGUCUACGACACGGUCACGUUCAAGGGCCCGCCUAUGCUGAAGCAGCGACUCUGGCCUCGACACUGCGUGCAGGACACGUGGGGCGCGGAGCUGCACAAGGACCUGAAGAUCGUCGAGCGAGGCGUCAAGGUCUACAAGGGCACGAACCCCGAGGUCGACUCCUACUCCGUCUUCUGGGACAACAAGAAGCUCACGGAAACGACGCUGUCGUCGCAGCUGCAGGAGAAAGGCGCCACCGACAUCUACGUCUGCGGCGUGGCUUACGACGUCUGCGUCGGGGCGACCGCCAUCGACGCCCUCACCAGUGGCUAUCGUACCAUCCUAGUAGACGACUGCAGCAGAGGCGUCGAUCUCGUCGACAUCGAGAAGACCAAGGCGCAGGUCAUCUCUGACAAUGGGGUCAUCAUCACGUCCAGCCAGGUCAUGGCUAUGGUCGAGGGUAGAGACCGGAGGCCCGAGCUGGGCUACAAACUCGCCAUGGAGAUCGAGAAGGGAAAGAGAAGCAAGUCGGAUAUUAAGAACAAGAUCGUAGAUUGAAGCGCCCGGUUGUUAUCAGUUUUAUUCUUUCUUUUCCUUAUUUCGAAGCUUCGUCAGAUUGAUUAGAGAGAUUCCUUACGACUGAGCGAGCGUAGUUUGAUAAGUGGCUUUUAGCUUGCCGUUGCAAUGAAAUAUAGAUUGCGAGAUAACGAAUUGAACGAGUAUAAGUAUAAGAUGCGAGUGCGACUAUCGAGUGUGUCUAAUCGAGGUGCACGACGAGAAAUUUUCAACGUACUCGUGAAUGAAUGUACGUAAAUAAUGUUGUUAUAUACUGCUAUAUUUCAUGUAAAUAUGAAGUUUUAGAAAAGAAGUUGUAAAUUUACAGAGUUUAUGAAUAAAGAUUUAUCUUUAGAAAUCCUUCUCCUAUGUACUUUUCGUUAGUAAGCGUAGAUUCGUUAUGUCGAUAAAGCAGGAUUCCUCAUCCCCGAGAGAUAAGUGACUGAUGCAUGGAAGAGUAAAUUUUCUCUAAAAUUCGUUUAAUGUUUAACAAUACUUUUGUAUUAUUUACAGCUAACAAUUGUUCGUAAAUAAUAAUAAAAUAGAGAUAACUGUAGCGAUGAUCACGAUUACGAGAUAAUGAGAAUGAUAAUGAUGACUGAGUUUGUAAUGUUUGCAGUAGCACAUUGUUGCAUCUAGCUCUAAACAAGGUAUACAACAGUUUUUU